Molecule: messenger RNA, 813 nt
Organism: Salvia miltiorrhiza (redroot sage)
Lineage: Eukaryota; Viridiplantae; Streptophyta; Magnoliopsida; Lamiales; Lamiaceae
Product: putative protein FAR1-RELATED SEQUENCE 10
Exons: 1
Coding region: 1-813 (270 amino acids)
Biological process (GO): regulation of DNA-templated transcription
Molecular function (GO): zinc ion binding
Source: RefSeq, a predicted model, not a curated record
AUGGACACCCAACGACAAACUUACAAACAACUGUGUAUGGUUGAUCAGACAACGGCGCCGCAGCUGCAGACGGACAUUCCAUUGGAACAGCACGCUGCAAUUAUCUACACUAGGAAAAAAUUUCUAGAAGUUCAGAUUGAGAUUGUGGAGGCUGUUAACCGUUGCUGCAUAAAGACUAUGGACAUUGAUGAAGAACAACAUAGGUACGCUAUAGAUGAUAGAUCUAAUGGUGUAUUUAAUGUUGUUCUUACUAUAUCUGAAGACACCAUUACAUGUUCGUGUAAGCAUUUUGUCAAGUCAGGGCUUCCCUGCAGGCACAUGUUCUUUGUAAUGCGUAACAUUGGGCUGAAAGAAAUCCCAUCCAAGUACAUUGUCCAUAGAUGGCUUAAGGUUGCUAGCUCAACCAUUCUAUCUUGUUUCAACACUAAAUCACCCCAUAAAUCAUUGAUGGCUGAGGCAUUCCGUUGUGUUGGUAUUGCUGAAGGGGAUGAGGCUUUAACUGAUUCACUAUUGGAACACUUGAGACUUUGGGCAGACACCCAUUCAAAGGAUGUACCAGAGCCAUCGUCUGCAGCGGGGAAGAAAAAAAUGUUUGAGAUGUUUUACGGGUCCAAGCCCCCAAGUUUAGUUACUAUUCACCCACCUGACGCUGUCAAAACGAAGGGCAGCGGUAAGAGGCUCAAGUCAAGAUUUGAGAUAGAGACCGAGAAAGCGAAGAAACCUAGGAGAAGGUGCAAGAAAUGUGGUCGCCUUGUUCGACAUGAUUCGCGUAAUUGUGGCAAGGUUGUUGAGGAAGAUAGCGAAAAUGAGUGA